AGAGAGAGAGAGAGAGACCAAGGAAAAGUGCCGGGCAGCUGAUUAGGAAUGCAUAUGCUCUCUCUUUCGUUGUGUGAUACUACAGCGCUAUUUUUCUCGACUACAAGGAUUUAAAUUCGCUUCCAUUAAUAAAAAUAAAAUAAAAAUAAAAAACAAUAAAACAGAACAAUGUUAUUAUAAACACGCGUUUCUUGGAGACAUAUGCAUAGACACAGGAUUGCAGUGAAAUCUAUUCCAAAAUUGCAAUAUCGUUCUGUGACAGGACGGAAUCAAGGGAGCAGCCCGUCGGAGGGAAAAGAGAAAAACGUUGCAAACUUAAUGACGCCCGAGACAUUUCGGAAGGCUUAACACUUCUAUGGAAAUCCAACGCUCGUGCUUUUGAGGACCCGAUCCCGGAGGUUUAAUAAUGACAAGAAUGUUUCACAAAUAAUCCUGCAACGAAAUCUGGUGGACAAAUAAUCGAUCUUGCGUUGGAAGUGCUCAGCUUCGAGUCAACUGAAAAAUGCAUAUUUGAUUCGGGGUGGAGUGAGAGGAGGCGUCAGUCCUUACAUCUGUGCUCAGGGGAAGAUACUUGUAUUGUCUUCGCUGCGCGUUGUCUUGGGGAUUUUUUUAGGGGAGCAGCCAAGCGCUUGAUACGGAAUUGAAUAUCUUUUUUUGCUCAAAGACGUAGUAUGUGCUCAAAUCCUGAUCAAAUGAAGUUCGUCUGAGCAGAGAGAAUAUUAUGUUGCAACCCUGAAUCUAGGUACAGAGAAAAUCGUUUCGCUCGUAUUGUCUAUUAUUUCGCAAAAAAUAGGUACGUUACCAUGUUCUUAUAAUGUGAACUUUUUGAAAUACUCGGAUUAUCAUGAGAUCGCACGAUAAUUAAGGUCAUAUAACCAUUCAAAUUAUUCGUGCAAUUAAGUUAUCAUCCGUGGCAGUAUGUUGUCAUUGUAACGUGGGACUCAAUGAAUCGCAUAUCCAACUGUGGAAUAUCGUUGCACCUUGCGCUUCGUAUAGAACACAUUCUGUCAUCACCUUCUUCUGUUCAGUUGUUUUUCUUCAGUGGUCAGCGAGUUCAGUCUUUUGAAUGGUUCUUUGAGCAACAAGCUACGUCGAGCGUUGUGAUGUUUGGCAGUGGUGCGCACAGUUUGGGCGAAUAGCGCAUUGUUCUAUCGCAUAAUACUGGGGAUUUUCCCCCUUUUUGUAAGAUUUCUUCCGUUUUUCUCAGAUGAAUGGAAUGGACUUGCUUUUAAUGACUUCGGACCGCGACGGUUUAUACAUAUUUUAAAGAAGUGCCUUGUGUCUUUUCCUUUCCCAAUCGAAGUCAGUGGCUGUGGAGGGGAGACCAUGGCCAUGCACCGUCUUAAUACAGACCAGAAGCCGUACAUUGUAUGGAGAAUAUUUUGGAUGAUGAAGGCGUUUGUGGAACUGACUUUGUCGCAGGAAAUUUAUGCACCCCAUUCCAUUAGAAUUGAAGGGGAUGUGACCUUGGGUGGCCUCUUCCCUGUUCAUGCCCGAGGUCUACCUGGGGUACCGUGUGGAGAUAUCAAAAAGGAGAACGGAAUCCACAGGCUGGAAGCAAUGAUGUAUGCUUUGGACCAAAUUAACAGCGAUGACGAUCUUUUGCCCAAUAUCACCUUAGGUGCGCGCGUGUUAGACACUUGUUCGCGGGACACUUAUGCUUUGGAGCAGUCCCUAACUUUUGUACAGGCUCUUAUACAAAAAGACACUUCAGAUGUGAGGUGUACCAACGGAGAACCUCCGGUGUUUGUCAAGCCAGAGAAAGUUGUUGGGGUGAUUGGAGCCUCUGCGAGUUCCGUAUCCAUCAUGGUAGCGAACAUUUUACGCCUCUUUCAGAUCCCUCAAAUCAGCUACGCCUCCACUGCCCCAGAGCUCAGCGAUGACCGGCGGUACGACUUCUUCUCACGCGUGGUGCCGCCGGACUCCUUCCAGGCUCAGGCCAUGGUGGACAUUGUGAAGGCCAUGGGGUGGAACUAUGUCUCCACCCUGGCAUCAGAGGGCAGCUAUGGGGAAAAGGGCGUGGAGGCAUUCAUGCAGAUCUCCAGAGAAGCAGGAGGGAUCUGCAUUGCUCAGUCCUUGAAAAUUCCGCACGACCACAAGCAGGCUGAUUUUGACAAGAUCAUCCGACAACUGCUCGACACCGUUCAUGCCAAGGCGGUCGUCAUCUUCGCCAGUGAUGAAGAUAUUCGAGGUGUUCUUAAUGCCACAAAAAGGGCCAAUCGGGUUGGGCAUUUCCUGUGGAUUGGGUCAGACAGCUGGGGAGCCAAAAACAGCCCCAUACACCAGCUAGAGGAUGCAGCUGUGGGGGCCAUUACCAUCCUUCCCAAAAGAGCAACCAUAGAAGGGUUUGAUGCCUACUUCACUUCCAGAACGUUGGAGAACAAUCGGCGGAACGUGUGGUUUGCCGAAUACUGGGAGGAGAACUUCAACUGCAAACUAAUGAGUUCGUCUAAGAAGGAAGACACCAGCCGCAAGUGCACAGGGAAGGAGCGAAUUGGGAUGGACUCCAAAUACGAGCAGGAGGGAAAGGUGCAGUUUGUGAUCGACGCGGUCUACGCCAUGGCCCACGCCCUGCACAACAUGCAGAAGGACUUGUGUCCCGACUCCUCCGGAAUCUGCCCAGAGAUGGACCUGGCCGGAGGAAAGAAGCUCCUCAAGUACAUCCGCAGUGUGAGCUUCAACGGCAGCGCAGGCACAUCUGUGACGUUCAACAGGAACGGUGACGCGCCGGGGCGCUACGACCUGUUCCAGUACCAGAUGAACAACAACAGCUCUCCGGGGUACAAGGUGGUCGGGCAGUGGAUGGACACGCUGCAGCUCAACCUGGAGGAACUGCAGUGGCCUAAGGGUGAGCUGGAGGUCCCAAGCUCAGUCUGCAGCCUGCCCUGCAGGACGGGGCAGAGGAAGAAGAUGGUGAAAGGCAUGCCCUGCUGCUGGCACUGCGAGCUGUGCGACGGGUACCAGUACCAGCACGACGAGACGUCCUGCAAGCUGUGCACCUUCGACAUGAGGCCCAACCCCAACAGGACGGGCUGCCAGCCCAUCCCCAUCGUCAAGCUGGAGUGGCACUCGCCCUGGGCCGUUAUCCCGGUCUUCCUGGCCAUGCUGGGCAUCAUCGCCACCAUCUGCGUCAUGGCCACCUUCAUCCGCUACAACGACACGCCUAUCGUGCGCGCCUCGGGGCGCGAGCUCAGCUACGUGCUGCUGACGGGCAUCUUCCUCUGCUACAUCAUCACCUUCCUCAUGAUCGCCAAGCCCGACGUGGCCGUCUGCUCCUUCCGAAGGAUCUUCCUGGGCCUGGGGAUGUGCAUCAGCUAUGCGGCGUUGCUCACCAAGACCAACCGCAUCUACCGCAUCUUCGAGCAGGGCAAGAAGUCCGUCACCGCCCCCCGGCUCAUCAGCCCCACCUCCCAGCUGGCCAUCACCUCCAGCCUCAUCUCCGUGCAGCUGCUGGGGGUCUUCAUCUGGUUCGGGGUGGACCCCCCAAACACCAUCGUGGACUACGACGAACAGAAGACCAUGAACCCCGACCAGGCCCGCGGGGUGCUCAAGUGUGACAUCACGGACCUGCAGAUCAUCUGCUCUCUGGGAUACAGUAUUCUUCUUAUGGUGACGUGUACAGUUUAUGCCAUCAAGACCCGGGGCGUUCCCGAGAACUUCAAUGAGGCCAAGCCAAUUGGCUUCACCAUGUACACCACCUGCAUCGUCUGGCUCGCCUUCAUUCCCAUCUUCUUUGGCACGGCGCAGUCUGCAGAGAAGCUGUACAUCCAGACCACCACCCUCACUAUCUCCAUGAACCUCAGUGCGUCUGUGGCCCUGGGAAUGCUGUACAUGCCCAAGGUGUACGUCAUCAUCUUCCACCCAGAGCUCAACGUGCAGAAGAGGAAACGCAGCUUCAAGGCCGUGGUGACGGCGGCCACCAUGUCGUCACGGCUGUCCCACAAGCCCAGCGACCGGCCCAACGGAGAGGCCAAGACAGAGCUCUGCGAAAACGUGGACCCCAACAGCUAAUUCUCAUAAUGUAUCACAGGUCCAGCAGCUAAGAAAAAGUAUGUGAACUACAAUGACCUUGUGAUCUGAAAGGGAUCCAUCAGCAGAGAUGGAGAAGAAAAGCCUGGUCUCCUACCCUGUUGGCAAAAAGAGAAAAAAGGCCAUUUGUGUCCCUGCUCUAUGCUGCCAAUCCACCCCCCCAGGGACAGUGGCUGGACUCCUGGCAGGGGGGGUCUCUCUCUUAUCAGAAGAUAUCAGAUGAAGUUUCCACCCUGAAAGAAGUUUUAAACAAUCAAAAAAAAAUAAAUAAAUAAAUAACUAAACAGCGGAAAGAAAGCAAAGAAACCAUCUUUUUAAAAAAUAGCUAACUGCUGUUAAAUUAACAAACAGAGAGGGACAAUGGGACAACAGCCCAUUACCCCCCCAGCCCCGUCCCUCCCCAAGCCCCACCCCCCCUGUUUACAGACACGCCCCGACUCCUCAGGGUAGCCUUGGGGUUGAUUUCACUGAACCCUCCAGUGAUUCCGGACUCGUGAAUCAGCAGAGGGGCCAUCUCAUGGAGGCCAUUUCUCGUCUGUACAUGUUCCUCCAAACUGCAAGUUUUCCAAAAUUCCUGUAAAAGUUUGUGAGUUUUUUUGGCAUACAUGUUACGUUUGAUGUUAAUUUUGUUUUUUUGUUUUUUCUUGCUUCUUGGAUGCACAUAAUAUUAAAGCCAUAUUCUUCUCUGAGAUAGUCAUGAAUCAAAUUGAAUUGAAUUACCUUUACUGUACUUGGUUUUUGAGGUAAACAUAAAAUCUUAUUUUUUCCCCCCCAAUCUGCGUGUAAGUGUUCCACAUGGUGGUUCCACAUGUUUUAAAUGUUUUGAAUAUUCUGUAAGGGUUUAUUGACCAUAAACUGUGUCCAGUGACUGCAAGAAAGCUUUAGUCCAUGUACAGUUGGACUUAGAUAAACCCCAGUGAUCGGUGGUAUUCCAGGUGUAACAAGGUGUUCACGUAGCAGUUGUCAAUGCAUGCCUGAUAUGUUUGAUGUUAAAAAAAGAUAUCAAAGAAUAUAAAUAUUUUACGAGGCUGUAACGCCAAUCUGCUCUGGAUGAAUAUUCUGACUGACUUUUUAUUUGUUUUUGUUUCUUUUCUUCUGCAUUCAUUUUCAGAUAUUUGUUUACUCAAGGCAGAAUAUGGCUUUAAUUUGUCUUGGAGUUUUAUUGCCCCGCAACUAUUGACAAAUUGUGGAAAAAGGAUAAAUACAUAUUGAAAAAAAAAAAAAAAACUAAAAAGCAUGUAUGUUUUAUACUGUUUGUACUAAGUAUAUUCAUG
Molecule: messenger RNA, 5303 nt
Organism: Anguilla anguilla (European eel)
Lineage: Eukaryota; Metazoa; Chordata; Actinopteri; Anguilliformes; Anguillidae
Gene: grm7
Product: metabotropic glutamate receptor 7
Exons: 11
Coding region: 1327-4011 (894 amino acids)
Biological process (GO): regulation of synaptic transmission, glutamatergic; G protein-coupled glutamate receptor signaling pathway
Cellular component (GO): membrane
Molecular function (GO): group III metabotropic glutamate receptor activity
Source: RefSeq, a predicted model, not a curated record